AUGGAGAGGUAUUUCACUCGGACUUCGCAAACAACACAGCCUGCAGAAACUCAAGCACAAGAUGAAGGUGAAUCAUCACAUGUUCUUAAUUUAGAUGACAUUGCAAGUGAUCCAGCUCUUAGAAAACAAAUACACGAGUAUGCCCCUGAAAUUAGAGAUCAAGUCAGGAGGGCAUAUAUAGCAAAAGGACCACAUCAGCCUAUUAUUAAAUUUCCUCGCAGACAGUUUGGAGCUGUGACAAGAGCAUUUUCGCAAUCAUGGUAUGAAAAAUUUAAUUGGAUAGAAUAUAGUGAGUCCCAAGAUGCAGCAUAUUGUUUCUAUUGUUUUCUCUUUAAGCAACCAGGGAGGGCUGAUCAAUUUGGCUCUGAGGUGUUCACUAGAACAGGAUUUACUAAUUGGAAGCACGCAUACAAAUCAUUGCCUGAGCAUGUUGGUGGUGUUAAUAGUGUUCACAACAACUGUUUAAAGCAUUGUGAUGAUUUCAAUAAUCAAAGGCAGAGUGUAGCACGUAAGUUUUGUAUUGCAUCCCAAGAAGCAGAGGAGUUAUAUAAAAUAUGUUUGACGUCAUCCCUAGAGUGUUCAAGGUAUCUAUUAGCACAAGGAUUGGCUUUCCGUGGACAUGAUGAAUCUUCUACGUCCUUAAACAAGGGUAAUUUUAGAGAGAUGAUAGACUGGUGGAAAGAUAAGGAUGGAACUGUGAGAAACGCUUUUGACCGUGGUGGACUGAAUUGUCAAAUGCUUUCUCCAGAAAUCCAAAAGGAUCUUGCAAGAUGUUGUGCAGAAGAAAUAAUAGAGGUAAUCAUGGGGGGAAUCGGUGAAAGACAGUUCUCAGUGCUUAUAGAUGAGUCGCGUGAUAUAUCAGUAAAAGAGCAAAUGGCUGUAAUGUUGAGGUAUGUGAACAAUGAAGGGAAAGUCGUUGAACGGUUUCUUGCUCUAAAACAUGUCAAAGAUACUACUUCAGAUGCACUGAAGCAAGCCUUGUUUGGUCUUCUUGAUAAGUAUAACCUAUCCAUCACUAGGCUAAGAGGACAAGGAUAUGAUGGAGCUUCAAAUAUGAGAGGUGAAUUUAAUGGACUACAAAAAAGAAUAUUAGAUGACAACCCAUAUGCUUUUUACAUUCAUUGCUUUGCUCAUCAAUUACAACUAGUGGUCGUUUCAAUUGCUAGUUGUUGUUCAUCUGUUCAUGACUUUUUUGAGUAUAUUUCCUUGAUUGUGAACACGACAAGUGCAUCCUGUAAGAGGAGAGAUGCAUUAAUAGAAGCCCACCAUCAAAGUAUCUUGGAAAAGCUUGAGAGUGGUGAGAUGUUUCGUGGAUCAGGACAACACCAAGAAACCAAUCUUACUAGGCCUGGUGAUACUAGAUGGGGCUCACAUCAUAAAACUUUGAUUCGUUUGGAUCAAAUGUGGAACUCUGUGAUAGAAGUGCUUGGAAUGGUAGAGACAGAUGGACGUGCACCAUCUCAGGCAGGAGGUCUAAUUGAGAAAAUGGAGUCAUUCAAAUUUGCUUUCAUUUUAAAGCUCAUGUUGCGAUUGCUCGGUAUUACAAAUGAACUUUCACAUAUCUUACAAAGAAAAGAUAUUAAUAUUGUUCAUGCUAUGGAGUUAGUUUGUGAUGUCAAAGAUCAGUUAAUUACCAUGAGAGAGAGUGGAUGGGAGAACUUAUUUGAUGAGGUGAAGCAAUUCUGUAAUGAAAAAUCUAUUCCAGUGCCAAAUAUGUUUGAUGAAAUACCAGUCAGAGGUAGAUCGAGGCGUGAAGGGUUCACUGUUACUAACCUUCAUCAUUAUCGGGCUGAGAUUUUCUAUGUUGUGGUUGAUAAAAUUUGUGUGGAAAUGAAUCAUCGGUUUGGUGAAGCAAACACAGAGUUAUUAGUUUGCUUCUCAUGUCUUGAUCCAAAAAAUUCAUUCUCCAAAUUUGAUAUCAAUAAGCUUGCUCGACUUGCUGAAAUUUAUGAUGCAGAUUUCUCGGAUGGUGAUCGUGCAAUAAUAAGAAGCCAACUUGAGACUUAUAUUCAUCAUGUGAGAAGACAUUCUGCCUUUUCUAGUUGCAUGGAUAUUGGAAGUUUGGCAGUAAAGAUGGUUGAAACUGAAAAGCAUAUGGUUUUUCCUUUAGUCUACAAGCUUAUUGAGUUGUCAUUAAUACUACCAGUUUCAACAGCAUCAGUUGAAAGAGCCUUCUCUGCAAUGAAAAUAAUUAAGAACAAACUGCGCAACAGGAUUUCAGAUGAAUGGUUCAAUCACUUGAUGGUGUGUUACACAGAGCGGGAAUUAUUCAAAGCACUUGAUAAUUCUACUAUAACACGACGCUUUCAGAGUAUAAAGACUCGAAAAAUGAGUCUACCUCGUGUUAUACGAGACUAGCACAUUAUAUACAUGUAAGCAA
Zea mays is the source of this 2380-nucleotide messenger RNA. RefSeq names its product zinc finger MYM-type protein 1-like. Gene Ontology annotation, molecular function: protein dimerization activity. The transcript has a single exon. The coding region runs from base 1 to 2358 and encodes 785 amino acids. Lineage: Eukaryota; Viridiplantae; Streptophyta; Magnoliopsida; Poales; Poaceae. The record is from RefSeq and is a predicted model, not a curated record.